AUGGCGCUACUACAAUGGAAAAUUGUGCAAUUUUUGGAAGAAGUAAUACAUUACUAUCACGUUGCUGUCUUGGCUGCCGUCUUUCUCGUCCUCGCUCUCAUCAGCGCCUACGGCAUUUACUAUGUUAUCUCAAGCUGUUUUGCUUCGCUGCUCGAUUAUCUGAGGGCUAGAUCGUCAGCUACAGUGGAAGUGCCACCGGUUACUCAGCCUGUUCAGGUCGGUGAGAUCACGGAGGAGGAGCUUAAGCAGUACGAUGGCUCCGAUCCUCAAAAGCCUCUUCUUAUGGCCAUCAAACAUCAGAUCUAUGAUGUAACUCAAAACAGGAUGUACUAUGGACCAGGAGGACCAUAUGCUUUGUUUGCAGGGAAAGACGCAAGCCAAGCUCUUGCAAAGAUGUCUUUUGAAGAGAAAGAUUUGACUUGGGAUAUCUCAGGUCUUAGUCCUUUUGAGCUAGAUGCUCUUCAGGACUGGGAGGACAAGUUUAUGAGCAAUUAUGCCAAAGUUGGAACUGUCGAAGUAACUGGUUCAAAAGCACAAAUCACAUCUGUGUCUGAACACGCAGAGACCAGUGACAAACAUGCCCAUUUAACCAAGCAAGAGACGAUUGUCGUGGAUAAGAAUGAUCAGACUUCCGUUUCGGGAGUUUACUCUGAUAUAGAGGCCGGUUUAAUUGUUGGAAGAAUGGUUCAGAUGGGAAUGCACAACGACAUAACUCAGUUCCUGCAGCAAGGUGAAAGCUACAUCGAGUCCAGAAACAGUCCCCGAGAACAGCUUUCAAAGAGGAUUUUGUCCGUUGGUACUGGUUCAAGUGACUCUAUUGAGAAGCUAAAGAUGAAAUGA
Molecule: messenger RNA, 840 nt
Organism: Raphanus sativus (radish)
Lineage: Eukaryota; Viridiplantae; Streptophyta; Magnoliopsida; Brassicales; Brassicaceae
Product: membrane steroid-binding protein 1-like
Exons: 3
Coding region: 1-840 (279 amino acids)
Cellular component (GO): endomembrane system; membrane
Source: RefSeq, a predicted model, not a curated record